This is a messenger RNA of Salvelinus sp. IW2-2015, 1766 nucleotides long. It is a transcript of the gene rab34a, whose product is annotated as RAB34, member RAS oncogene family a. The record is from RefSeq and is a predicted model, not a curated record. Gene Ontology annotation, biological process: phagosome-lysosome fusion; Golgi to plasma membrane protein transport. Gene Ontology annotation, cellular component: phagocytic vesicle; Golgi cisterna. NCBI's taxonomy places the organism in Eukaryota, Metazoa, Chordata, Actinopteri, Salmoniformes, Salmonidae. Gene Ontology annotation, molecular function: GTPase activity; GTP binding.
GCAAAGAAAUAGAAAAAGUGGCAAAGCAACAUGGGCCUGUAGUAAAUAUCAAAGGACAGAAAACCCAGCGUUCUAUCACCGGAAUAUGACGCCAAUGGCUAUAAUGUUGCAUUGUAGCCUACAAYAUUUUGUAUAAUGAACAAUGUUGCCACAAAUUAGAAAAUAAAUGCGUGUUUGGGCUACAUUGUGUCCAAUGAUAUCUGCCGCCAGGGGGAGUCGACUCUCAAGGACUUUAUUUCCCAAAUUCCAAUGAGAACCUGGAGCUAAAUCAGAGGUCCGACUAAAAACCUAAAUAAUUUGCAGACUACGUUAUUUCCCACUCACUUCCGUAGGUCUGGUUUAUUUGGUGUGAACGAAUACGGUUACGCUGCGUGACGAAAAAACUCCAUCCUGUCCCGUUCCAAGGUCCCUCUGAUGACUGUUAUCUUGGCCUAAUGUCUGUCCGAGUGCCAUCCAUGAGUGUGCUGCCUCCUGUUCGAAGGGACCGUGUCAUUGCCCAGCUUCCUCAGUGUUAUAGUAAGAAGGCUGCUGUGCAAACUAAAGAAGAGUUCAACUUCAAAGUGAAGACUGCCUGCCAGGAGCAACGCACUGGCACAGUAGGUAGGUUUAAAAUCGCUAAGGUCAUAGUGGUUGGUGACCUGGCCGUGGGAAAAACCUGUCUGAUUAAUAGGUUUUGCAAGGAUGCAUUUGACAAGAACUACAAGGCGACCAUUGGUGUUGACUUUGAGAUGGAGCGGUUUGAAGUGUUGGGGGUGCCUUUCAGCUUACAGUUAUGGGACACUGCGGGGCAGGAGAGGUUCAAGUGUAUUGCCUCCACAUACUACAGGGGAGCUCAGACGAUUAUUAUUAUGUUUGAUGUAAAUGAUGUGGCAUCUUUGGGCCAUGCAAGGCAGUGGCUUGAAGAUGCCUUGAAGGAGAAUGAUCCUAACAAUGUCCAGCUUUUCCUGGUGGGCACAAAGAAAGACCUGAGUUCUCCUGCUCAGUACUCUCAGAUUGAACAGGAUGCCAUCAAACUGGCUGAGGAAAUCAAAGCAGAGUAUUGGGCCUUGUCAUCAUUGACUGGGGAAAAUGUGAGGGAGUUUUUCUUCCGUGUUGCAUCAUUGGCAUUUGAGGUCAAUGUUCUGGCAGAGAUAGAGAAGAGUGGAUCAAGACACAUUGGGGACGUUAUCAAAAUUAACAGUAAUUCAAACAACCUGUAUGCAACAUCAAAGAAGAAACAGUCAAACUGUUGUCAAUGAAGACAAACACAUGACUACUACAGUAAAAAGGUACCAAAGCAAAAAGCAUAAUUUCCUCAGAAGAGAAACUGAGAACCCAUGACCACUCCCAGAGACAUGGAAUUUGCAGUGAGGCAGGACAGAGACUUUUGCCUUCAGACAUUUGAUUUUAAUUUCUGCUGGCCCGGAAAGAACAGCUUCUUGGUUGGAUGUGGAUUCCUGUGGUGCUUGGCUUAUUUUUGACUAUCCAUAGUUUCGGAUAGAAUUUCCUCUGUGUCAUUGUACUCAUACUGUACAAUUCCAGUUUUUGAGUCCUGACAGAAAUUGUGAUCGAGGUACUGCUUUAAUAGCUAUGGAGUAUGGACAAUCAUGGAUGUCUUCAAAUACCCAAUAUGGAUAUUUUUAAGACACUCCACCAUUAGGCCUAUUAGAUUUUUUACAGCGUUGUUUUGUUUAGUGUUGUUUCCAUGCGACAUGMUUUUUGCACAAUUUGUAACUAUUGCAUAGAUUAAAACUCAUGACUCCUUCCUGGGAUGUUAUAUUAUGCUA